AAGUACAAUAAUGAGGGAUAUGAUUCAAAGUUCUAUACGAGAACAAAUACAAGGAAUUUUUAAAACAUCAUUCGAAGAGAACUCGACCAUAGACUUCAUCAGAAAUAUAACUCUGCAGGAAAUUAAAGACGUUUUGAAAGAGCAAGGCAAAGAAGGUGUUCGAAAUGACCGUGAGUCCUCGGAGGAUGAUGUGAGAGUCGACAAAAUGAUGCAGGAGUUACAAGAUAUAUGCAUCGAUAGUAACCGACACCAAACUAUAAAAGAGCUGAAAAAGGAUACCCAGAAUAUUCUAGACAAUAUUGAGGUAUACAAAGAUGUGGUUAAAUUAAAUGCAAAACUCAAAAAAGAAAUAAAGUGGAUCAUUCAAGAAUCAAAAGAAGAGAGGGAAACUCGGAGAAUAUUUGGCCUACUAAAACAGGACACUAAAGGAAUAUGUUUACCAAUUGCAAAGUACAAAGACUGUACAGAGUUAAAGAAGAAAACAAAGAAAACACUAGAUGAUGGUGCUUACAAUAUUUAUCCAUGGGGAGAUAAUCCUGUUCAGGCGUACUGUGAUAUGACCACAGACGGGGGUGGAUGGACGGUUAUGUUAAAACGGUAUAUUGGAUCUGUUGGUUUUAAACGUAAUUGGAAGGAAUGCGAAAAUGGAUUUGGUGAUAUCAAUGGAGACUUCUGGUUCGGCAACAAUUACAUCCAUUUGUUGACCUCCAGUGGGAAGUACGAGUUGAGAGUGGACAUGGUGGACAAAAACAACAAAACAGUAUACGCUGUGUAUAAAACAUUUGUUGUCGGAGACUCUGAAUCAAAAUACAAACUUACAGUUGGCGAUUACUCCGGAAAUGCAGGUGAUAGAUUACAAAGUCACAACGGCAUGAAAUUUACAACUGUGGACCAGGACAACGACACAUUUAAAACCAAUUGUGCAGACUACAACUCAGGAUCCUGGUGGUAUUUUCAUUGUUCCACGUGUGACCUUAGUCGUACUGAUGUCAAACCGUACUGGGGCAGUGUCAUAUCGAAACCAAUUAUGAUGAUCCGAAAAAUAUAAAUUCCAAGAUCUUCAAAAUAAAAGUGAAAACAUAUAUUC
Messenger RNA from Mytilus trossulus (common blue mussel), 1087 nucleotides. Its product is annotated as fibrinogen-like protein A. The transcript has 9 exons. The record is from RefSeq and is a predicted model, not a curated record. The coding region runs from base 11 to 1048 and encodes 345 amino acids. NCBI's taxonomy places the organism in Eukaryota, Metazoa, Mollusca, Bivalvia, Mytilida, Mytilidae.